AUGGAUCAUUUAUUUGAGAAGCAAAAAUGGAAGCGAAAAAUUUCAACACAUCCUCCGGAAAUACCUAAAGGAAAGCGUACCAAAAUGAGAGCCCACAAAGAAUAUCCUAGACAUCGCUUCAAGAUUAUUAUUAUAGAUAAGCCAUCAAAUAUCUCUGGUUCUUCUUUUGGUCCCUCAUCUAAAUCCCAAGGAAAUGACAAGACUUCACAAGGCUAUGUUCCUUGGAAGGUUGUAUAUUCAUCUACUCCACCACCUGCUAGUUUAAAUGCUUUGCCUUCUACUGUGAAGGCAUAUUUGGAUAUUUGUAUCGAUGGGAUCAUGUAUGUUGCUCAAGUGAGAGAAGAACGCCUAAUGGCUCAAUUUGAUGUAGAUGUUGUUGAAGCAAGGGCAAGGGAAGAUUUUAUGAUGGCUCGGCUUGCAAAAUUAUCAAGGAAGCUCUUGUUGUAUAAAAGGGUUCGAGCUUUGAUUUGGAUUUUGACAAUUUCACUGCCCCUCUUGACCCAUGUCCAUCCAACCUGCCAUAGUGAAGAAUUCAUUUCGUCAUCAUCAUUACAUCAUAUUUUGACUUUUAUAUAUCUUUUCUCUGGGAUAUUAUCAUUUUUUCUAUUUUAG
Molecule: messenger RNA, 612 nt
Organism: Vicia faba (fava bean)
Lineage: Eukaryota; Viridiplantae; Streptophyta; Magnoliopsida; Fabales; Fabaceae
Source: the annotation of a GenBank genome assembly